Molecule: messenger RNA, 1670 nt
Organism: Macrobrachium nipponense
Lineage: Eukaryota; Metazoa; Arthropoda; Malacostraca; Decapoda; Palaemonidae
Exons: 6
Coding region: 261-914 (217 amino acids)
Source: RefSeq, a predicted model, not a curated record
CUUUAAAAACGCAUGACGAAAACGAGGAUAAAAAUAGCAAAGCUCAACCGUGAAAUAAUCGGUGAAUGUACUGGUUAUACAAAGAUAUACCCUAAAGUGCCGCCUGCCACACUAUAGACUAAAUUACAGUCCACAGUCACUCCACAGCGGUUGGAACGUUGGGAGCAAGUCUUGAGGAGCUCGUGGAAGACUUAAAAAGAGUGCCACUUAUCACCAAUCGAUUUCUUAUUGCCUGGCAGACUAUCCUGGUACUGUCAUGGAUGUGUGUUUUGGCUCUGUCGGCCUCGAAAGAAGAAGAAGAAAGAAAAGAUGUGAAGGAAGGGGAGGAAGAUGAUCAAGAAUACGCGGACCAUGGGGUUGUUUAUGCCGCGAAAUCCAUACUUACCGCCGCUGGAAGCGUCUGGAAUGACGAGGUCCUACAGAACGCCGUCACCCUUCGUCGUGCCAUUCGCUCUGUGGGUCGCAGUACGAGGGAUUUGUCCUCGAUGAUCGGUCCCAUUUUAAACACACUCAAUAAUUUUAUGCAGGUAUUUUCCUAUCUGCCAGGUGUGAUCCAGCUGGUGGUCAACGGCGUCGCCAGCAUAGUAGAAGUGGCAGGCAAGGGCAUUGUCAUGCUGGCAUCCGGCGUUGAUGUUGGCGCCACUGCCAUUGAUUCAGUGGGAAGAUCGGUUCAGACGAUGUCGUCAUCUGUUCCGUCUCUAGUGACAGCAGUAGUUAUGGGCGGAGGAUUCCUCACCAUGUUCUUCCCUGGUAUUCAAGACGCAAUCAUUUCGACAACGGCCAGGCUUGGGCUGAUGUUUGCUGGAAGAUUAGCAGCUGGUGCUAGAUCUUACGUGAACGACAAUUCCAUGAUGUCCACGAUUCUCCAGACUCUGGAAGUUUUCACGCACAAAGCCCAGCAAGAUUUUAACUAAAAGGCCGAAGGUUGUGGAGUCAUCUGGGGAGACAAGUGUUAAUGUAGAGUUAUCAUCUGUCUCGUUCUCGUCCUUCUUAAGCUUGACUGGAAGGUAAUCAUGGUAAAAUGCAAGAUCCUUGAUUUGAGAACUUUUUCAGGUUCGAGAGAACGUGUAGAUAUUGAUGUCGAUUUGAGAACCUUUUCAGGUUCGAGAGAACGUGUAAAUAUUGAUGUCGGAAAUAAAUACAAUUGCUGUAGCGGCUGUAGAGUUAGUAACAAGCGUUUCUCAUCUCCUGCCGCCACAAUUAUUAUAUUAAAGUUUUGAGUAGCUAACGCAAUGGUAUCAGUUUGUAUAAGGACUUACUUUGAUCUAAGUAACUGUUCGUUAACUUGUGUGUUGUGUGUACCGAAAUGGUUUCAUCAACCACUAGACUUGUUUAAAGCAGCGAGUCUUCUGUAAUAAAUGCUGGUUGUAUGUACUCUCGCUAUCGUAUAUCACACAUUUGUGGGUCUACAAGAUAUAUUUUAACCAGAAUUGAAACAUAGUAAGAAGGCAAGUGUUGGACGGAUAAUGUCCUAAUGCUCUUAUUAUUUCCGAUAAACACCUCCAGUAGUUGCAUUGGCAGUAAAUUAUUCCUGUGUUUCUACAGAAUAAAUUUAUGGCUAUUAAAAUAUACUUAAAUGGCUCUAGGUUUAUAAAAAAACAGUUUAGAUAUUGUGGUCUGUAACUACGGAAAGGAGUGGAAUAAAACAUUUUAUUUCUUUUAAACUUAAU